Molecule: messenger RNA, 2676 nt
Organism: Suillus subaureus
Lineage: Eukaryota; Fungi; Basidiomycota; Agaricomycetes; Boletales; Suillaceae
Exons: 14
Coding region: 1-2676 (891 amino acids)
Source: RefSeq, a predicted model, not a curated record
AUGUCUGCCUACAACAAUUCCAAAGCUGAUACUGACAGGGUAGCUAUGGAUGGUGAUGAGGAAUCAGGCAAGCACCUUUUAUUUGCUCCUGCCCCUGUCUGCAAUUCAGUAGUUGUCACAGUAGGCGACAAGAGCAUUCCAGUUUCCACUGCUCAAAGCCAAUUGGACAAGCCAAAGGAUGCCACCGAUGUUUGCAAGGAUACAUCAGUGUCUACUGCCCAAAGCAAAUCAAAUGUUGCAGUUGCUCUCCCCUUGCGUAGGUCGGAUGCCACCAAGAUGACACCUACCACAGUCAAUGAAGCUCUGAAUCAACACCACUCAGGAGAUGUCACAGCAGGCGACAAGGACACUUUGGUCUCCACUGCUCAUCAAUCAGACAAGCCAAAGGAAGCCACUUACAUUUGUAAUGAUACCUCAGCGUCUACUGCCCAGAGCAAAUCAAACAUUGCAGUUGUUCCUCACCCAUGUAGGUCGGCUGCUGCAAAGUCCUACACACACAACCACAGCGAUGGUGCAGAGAGUUCACCCUCUGACAGUGACUGGGCUGCUGACGAAGAAAAGUGCAAAAAAGCUGCGCAUCCUUCUGCCAUUGAUGGUGAUGACAAUGGUGACAAUCCCCCUCCGUCUCCACUCCAAUUGACCUGUGAAGGAAAAGGAAAAGGCAAAGCCAAGGCGUUUGAUGAGGGUGACAAUGACGAGCAGGACUAUAAUGAGGAACAGGAGGUCAAUGAGGAUAAGAGUGACGAAGGCCCCACCAAGAAGGGAAGGCUGCCAUUGGAAGCAGUCUCCAAGGUGCAGGAACUUGGGCGAACCACCAUCGAAGCAGCAAAAGCAUUAGGGAUAGAAUAUAGCAAAAGUGCGAGGGUGAUCCUCAUUGAGGCAGGGCUGGCCAUGAAGGCAAUGCGCAAGGAGUCUCCUUGGAAUCAGCACCAAACAUGGUUCAAGACUUUUAGCCCCCCCUCUCAAGAACAUAUGUAUAUUCCUUUGCGGGAGGAGCAAGCAGCACACUACAAGGCCCAUCCAUACAAAGACCCCAAACAUGCAGCAUUGUGGCAGAAGAUUCAGGAGUAUUGGGAUGGUUCACUUGCUGGUGCAACUGAGGACUUGAUGUCACGAUCUGCUAGUUCUCUGAUGCUGCGCAUUCAUGAUGAUUUUUCAAAAGCGGCUGGUUACUGGUACCACACCCAUGGUAUUCAUAUUUCUGGUGUUGCAAUAUUUCCUGGUCAUGAGGAUGCUGGCUGCCAAGCAUCAGGGUUUUUCUCUGGUCGUAUCUUGGAUGAGCUCACAACCAUACUCAAGUACAAAGACUUAGAGGCUGCGCAAGCAGAAGGGAUAUCUUUUAUUUUUCUCCCUUGCUCUACCGCUGUCCCAAAUGGCACGCUUUUGUGCAACGGCAAGUCUGCUAGGGACAGGAACAGAAAAGUCGCACCAAUGAUCAUCAGCAAGAAGUUUGCUGAAGCUGGCCAUCUGCUCAAAACCUCAAACAACAGGUGGUUGGACAUGCUCAAUACUCUUUAUGUUGAGCAGCUGUUCAUCCUUAACUGGCCUGCCAGUGUACCGCCCCCCAGCCCCAAUUUUGAUCUCAAAGCAUUGUCAGCAAGCCAGUUGUGUGCACUGGUAGUUCCUUACCUGAGGAUGCAUCUUGGGGCAAUGUAUAAGGUUGACUUAGGUCAAGAUGAUGAGGAUGAUGAUAGUGAGGCAGAAACUGCAAAGACAAAGAAGCAUAAGGGUAAAUCCAAGAAGUCGAACAACAACAGAAGGACGAAGGGUACAAUAGUAGAGGAGCUGGACAUUGUGUUGUCCAUUAGAGAGUGGUCUGAGUUUGAUGUUGAACAUUUAGAGUCUCAGUCUCCCUCAAUGUAUUCGAUCCCCUUGGUCAUUGACAUGAAUGGCGAGGUCCUCCGUGAGCUUCAGGACUCAGUCAAGUUUUUCAAGGACUUCCCCCUCCCAGAUCAAGCUAGUACCAAGCAGGUAACUGAAGAGCUCCCUUUGUCUGACCAAGAAGCUGUGCACUUGACUCCAGUAGCUUUGUGCCCAACUCAGGUGGCUUUGCACCCAACCAAAGUAGCUCUGCGCCCAACCCAGGUGGCUUCACGCCCAACCCAGGCAAUCUCACCAGGAAGCUUCAUGCUUGCCUCAGCCCACCACUGGGAAAUUUGUCAGGGUCUUCCACCCUCAUCUCCUCCACUAACACCAUCAACAAUUGUCUUGUCUUCAAGUCCUGGGUCUACCAUUCUAGUUUCCUUAUAUGCCCAUGAUUCUGUGCACCCCCCUACUUCUUGGUAUGAGCAUUCUCAGUAUGAGCGUCCUCAUUAUGAAGGUCAACAUCAACGUGGUGGCCUAUGUGACAACAGUCAUACUUUGCCCUAUGAUUCAGAUACUCACAAGCAGAUGUGGGACAACUAUGAAACUGCACGCGAGGCUGGUGACUUGGAGAACAAGACAAUAGUGGAAAGGUACCAUGCCAGGUUGCAAGGUAAUAAUUGCCAUAUCCUGUCUGGUCAUCCUCAGUCACACCCACCUCCACCAAUUGCCAGCACCUCCCGUUCUCAGUUGCCAGCGCGUUCCUCACAUGCACCUGUCUCUCACCAUUCUCAGUUGCCAGUGCAUUCCUCACAUGCACCUGUCUCUUGCCGUUCUGGUUCCUCUCUGUGCCGUCAUCAUCCAUGUGCCUGA